This is a messenger RNA of Diospyros lotus (date-plum), 1587 nucleotides long. Its product is annotated as ATP-citrate synthase alpha chain protein 2. Gene Ontology annotation, cellular component: succinate-CoA ligase complex. Bases 78 to 1343 code for a protein of 421 amino acids. Gene Ontology annotation, biological process: tricarboxylic acid cycle; succinyl-CoA metabolic process. The transcript has 12 exons. The record is from RefSeq and is a predicted model, not a curated record. Gene Ontology annotation, molecular function: succinate-CoA ligase (ADP-forming) activity. Lineage: Eukaryota; Viridiplantae; Streptophyta; Magnoliopsida; Ericales; Ebenaceae.
CAGCUCAUCGUCCACCUACUCUCGUCGUCUCAAGUUCUGCGUUUCAAGGCCGAGAUUUCAUCUCUAGCUUUUCUCUCAUGGCGAGGAAGAAGAUCCGAGAGUACGAUUCCAAGAGGCUCUUGAAGGAGCAUUUGAAGAGACUCGCCGGGAUUCAGCUCCAGAUCGCUUCUGCUCAGGUAACGGAGUCAACGGAUUUCACUGAACUGACAAACAAAGAGCCAUGGCUAUCGUCCACAAAAUUGGUGGUGAAGCCCGAUAUGCUCUUCGGGAAGCGUGGAAAGAGUGGCCUCGUGGCUCUGAAUUUGGACAUGGCGCAGGUUGCCGAAUUCGUGAAGGCACGCCUUGGGGUGGAGGUUGAGAUGGGUGGUUGCAAAGCACCUAUCACUACAUUUAUAGUUGAACCAUUUGUUCCCCAUGACCAAGAAUAUUACCUUUCAAUUGUCUCUGAAAGGCUUGGCUGUACCCUAAGCUUUUCAGAGUGCGGAGGCAUCGAAAUUGAAGAGAAUUGGGACAAGGUCAAGACAAUAUUUCUCCCUACUGAGAAGUCCAUGACAAUUGAAGCAAUUGCUCCAUUGAUUGCCACACUUCCCUUGGAGGUAAGGGGAAAGAUUGGGGACUUCAUAAAGGGUGUGUUUGCUGUAUUCCAAGAUUUGGAUUUUAGCUUCCUGGAGAUGAACCCGUUCACGCUGGUUAAUGGGGAGCCAUUUCCAUUGGAUAUGAGAGGGGAGUUGGAUGACACUGCUGCUUUCAAGAACUUUCAGAAGUGGGGUAAUAUUGAAUUUCCACUGCCUUUUGGCCGAGUGAUGAGCCCCACAGAAUCAUUCAUUCAUUCAUUGGACGAAAAGACAAGUGCUUCCCUAAAAUUCACUGUGUUGAAUCCGAAGGGACGCAUCUGGACUAUGGUAGCCGGGGGUGGUGCAAGUGUUAUCUAUGCUGAUACUGUUGGAGAUUUGGGUUAUGCAUCAGAACUUGGGAACUAUGCUGAGUAUAGUGGAGCUCCUAAUGAGGAAGAGGUGCUGCAAUAUGCUAGGGUGGUCAUUGAUUGUGCUACUGCAGACCCUGAUGGUCGCAAAAGGGCCCUUCUCAUAGGAGGUGGCAUAGCUAACUUUACUGAUGUUGCUGCUACAUUUAGUGGAAUUAUUAGAGCAUUAAGAGAGAAGGAAUCUAAGCUGAAAGCAGCAAGAAUGCAUAUUUAUGUGAGAAGAGGUGGUCCAAACUAUCAGACUGGUUUGGCAAAGAUGCGUGCCCUUGGCGACGAACUUGGAGUUCCUUUUGAGGUUUUUGGGCCUGAGGCAACAAUGACUGGUAUAUGCAAGCAAGCUAUUGAGUGCGUCAUGUCCUAGACAUGAGAUCCCAUCUUAACUUGAAGUUUUUGUAUGUUUUUUCUUUUGGAGUGCUUUUAAUGUUUGCCGAGGGAGUGGAUUGCGUCUUGAAAUUUCAUCAAGUGAGUGGGAUUUUAUUGUCUGAGUUUUGAAACUAGUUUGGAACUGCAAAGACUUGCUUGCCUUGCCAAACCACCUUGAAAACUCGGCUCUUAUUUUCCUUUAUUACUCAAAUUUAAACUGGAUAGAGGUAUGAGUGAGCUCA